UUUAGCUUAUUACCUUCAAGAUUUAAGAGGAAGUCACUUAUAUAUGGUAAGUCUCAAGUUAUGGGUUUGUUUGGUGUUGCUAAUUCUAUUACUCAAAUUAACCUCGGUGCACCACUAUCGAGGUUUGGUUGCGGAAGAGAGUUUUCCUGGUCGAGUCCGUUUGGAACAGAUUAGACGAGAGCUUUUUGAGAGGUUAAAAGAGGUGAAGGUGAGAUCAGAAGGCGAAGAGACGAUCCUUGGAAAUACUCUUGAUUCGAAGCGACUUAGUCCUGGCGGUCCUGACCCGAGGCAUCACUGACCUAGAAGAAUGUAUAACUAUGUAAUGCCAUUUUUGAGAGAAAGGUUCAAUAAGAUUAAAAACCUUUUAACUUAAUCCUAAUGGUGUAAUGUAUUCGAGCUCUAAUCUUCAAAUAAGAAAGAUGCGUCACCUAAAACAGCUUGCUAGCUCGACAUAUGUAACGUA
Messenger RNA from Camelina sativa (false flax), 463 nucleotides. RefSeq names its product CLAVATA3/ESR (CLE)-related protein 3-like. The record is from RefSeq and is a predicted model, not a curated record. Gene Ontology annotation, molecular function: receptor serine/threonine kinase binding. Lineage: Eukaryota; Viridiplantae; Streptophyta; Magnoliopsida; Brassicales; Brassicaceae.